Molecule: messenger RNA, 1400 nt
Organism: Drosophila nasuta
Lineage: Eukaryota; Metazoa; Arthropoda; Insecta; Diptera; Drosophilidae
Gene: St4
Product: Sulfotransferase 4
Exons: 5
Coding region: 234-1304 (356 amino acids)
Molecular function (GO): sulfotransferase activity
Source: RefSeq, a predicted model, not a curated record
UAUCUUGAGUCGAGAUGUCCAAUUAAUUCCAUUGCUAAGCAAGUACAUUGACAGUAACUAUUUUCCGCUUGGGCCAGCACUUACUGUCGAAUUCAAGACAGAGUCAAGUCACUUUCUCUAAGCCGAAAGUGCAACAGUCAAAUAUGUAUUGUAGUCUGUAAAAGAAACGCUUUCCCGACCAUAUUGGCAAGCGGCAACCAGUUUAGUUGGUGCUGGCCACUUGUGGAGUGCAAAUGGAUAAGUUACAGGUCAAGUUUCCACAUCGCAUACGCGACGUAGAUCCCGCCAUCAAUACGGAGCUCUUGGAGUACUUUAAAGGUGAGCGCACGGGAUUUGUACAAGUCGGACCCGAGGGAUACUUUUUUCCCCACAAGUUCAAAGAAGAGGCGGAACAAUACUAUAAUUUCGAGGCACGACCCGAUGAUAUUUGGAUCACCACUGUGCCACGUUCGGGCACCACGUGGACACAAGAGCUCAUUUGGCUGGUUGCCAACGGUUUGGACUUUGAACAGGCCCAAGAACGUCCGCUAACAGAGCGUUUUCCUUUCUUUGAAUUUCCUUUGUUUAUGCAUAAUGAUGUUAAAGCUGAGCUGAUCGCAGAGAAUGAGGGUAAUGAUAAGGCUAUUGAGUUUAUUGAACUCAUUUCUCGACCAGGUUACGAAACAUUAGAUGAACUGCCUAGAAAUCAGCGACGCUUUAUAAAGACACAUUUCCCGUUUUCCUUGAUGCCGCCGAGUGUUUUGGAAAAGAAGUGCAAGAUCAUUUAUGUGGCGCGUAAUCCAAAAGAUGUGGCCGUCUCCUAUUAUCAUUUGAAUCGAUUGUUUCGCACACAGGGCUACACCGGCGAUUUCGAACGUUAUUGGCGUUAUUUUCAGCAGGGAUUAAAUCCUUGGCUGCCUUACUACAGCCAUGUGAAGGAGGCUAAGAAAUUCAGCCACCUGUCGAAUGUGCUCUUCCUUAACUAUGAGGACAUGCUGAUUGAUUUACCGGGGACUGUGAACCGAGUCGGUGACUUUUUGAAUUGCAGACCAGAUGCAGAAGGAUUGCAAAAAUUGCUCGAUCAUUUGAGUAUUGGCAAUUUUCGGCAAAAUAAAUCAGUUAAUAUGCAUCAAAUGGCUGCCGUGGGUAUUCUAAAGGAUGGCGAAGAAGGAUUUGUUCGCAGAGGCGGCAAAGAUAGGGACGCUACCAAGCAGGCGGACCAGCAAGAGUUUGUUAAUAAUCCUAAUCUUCUGAAGAAUGCAAAUGAAUGGGUUCAACAUAAUAUUGAGAAAUUUCAAACUGCGUGCGAUAAGAAUUUGCAUUGAAAAUGUUAUCGAUUUUUAAUGUUCUACAUUUACCGCCGCAUAUUUCUUAAUCGACUUUUGAGUUGCAUUAUGGCUCUACAAAUAUUUAUAAUAAAA